UUUUCGUCUUUGUUUUGUGUUCAGAAUUUCUGUAAAAUAUUACUAACAAAGAAUAAGAGAAAACUUUCUAAAAACAAUUUAAAGUCUUUGUAGUUGUGACAAAACGCCUAACGAUUUAAGAAGAAAGGCAUAUUGAAAAGCGCAGUAUUAGUUGUUGUUAACAAGCCAACAAACGGUAUUUCACAGUGCUCGAAAGAGCGGCAGCCGUGACGAGAAUUGACCUCGACCUCGCUUAAUUGUCGAUGUAAAUUUUUUGUUGCCGGCAUAUAAUUUUAUUCUUUGUUGCUGUUUUCCCACAAAUUAAUAAAAAAUAAGGAAAAAACAAAAUUUAAACACAUUGCUGUGGCUAUCUAAUAUCUGCCUUCUAACGGUAAAAAGCCAAAUAAACCACACAUAUAUAUUAUGAACCGUACCAGAAGAAAAGUUGUACGUCCUGAUAAUCCUUUCAAAACUGCAAAUGCCUUCUCACGCUGGAGUUUUUGGUGGAUGCGUAAUAUAUUCAAGCGGGGCUUGCAGGGUCCCCUCACAGAUGAUGAACUUUAUCAGCACAGGAGCACGCUGGACAGUGAGCGCGUGACCAAUAAAUUUCAUGAUCUAUGGGAUGAUGAGCUGAAGCGUAAAAAUCCCAGUGUGGUGCGCAUGAUGGCACGGGCCUACGGCUGCAUUUUUGUACCUCUGGGUCUGUUUUAUUCCCUCUCGGAGUCAUGUUGCAAGUGUCUUAUGCCGCUAUUCUUGGGCGGUCUGGUGGGCUACUUUGCUACCAAUCAGAAUACGAUAAGCACAACGGAUGCUUAUCUUUAUGCAUUGGGCAUUGUAAUAUGUUCGCUGGUGCCUGUGAUCACAUUUCAUCCGUUUAUUUUUUACAUAUUCCAAGUGGGCACCAAACUACGCCUUGCUCUCUCGGGCCUCAUUUAUCGCAAGUGCCUGCAAUUGUCAAAGAGCAGUAGCAACGAUGGUCUACGUGGACGCGCCAUUAACAUACUAUCCAACGAUUUGGGUCGCUUUGAUGUAGCACUUUGUUUUCUACACGAUACGUGGAAAGGACCGGUGGAGUCGCUGUUGAUUGGUAUGCUGAUGUAUCGCGAGAUCGGCAUAUCGGCGGUGAUUGGAGUUGCCUUCAUGCUCAGCUUUAUUCCACUGCAGGCGUGGGCAGCGAAAAAGGCUGCUUAUUAUCGUCAGAUGACUGCCGAGCGUACAGAUUUGCGGGUGAAGCUAAUGAAUGAGAUUAUUCAGGGCAUACAGGUCAUUAAGAUGUAUGCGUGGGAGAAGUCCUUUGCCCGUAUUAUUGCGGAAGUGCGUCUGAAGGAAGUGAAGGCCAUUCGAGGUACUUCGUACAUUCACGCUGCCCUUAGUUGCACGUCCAUGAUCUCGCCUAUGUCUGUUUUUCUGGCUCUUGUCUCCUAUGUCUACUUGAGCGAUGCUAUCACUGCACAGAAAGUCUAUAUCGUGUCUUCGUAUUUCAAUAUGCUAAACGAUUCAAUGGUGCAUUUUUGGCCACUUUCAUUAACUUUCAUUGCCGAGGCGUUUGUCUCUGCGAGACGUUGUAAGGAGUUCCUGCUGGAGGGUGGAAAGGUGGAGGCGUCCAUCACUUCAGAGCCCAAACAAAAACAGGCGAAGAAGGUGCGCAAGUCAGACGAGGUAGACAGAAAAAAGAAUGUCGAACUGAAUGGCUCAUUGCUGAGCACUGAAAACCUGAAACAUGGACGACAGCGUGACUACAACCCAGAGGCAACCAAAAAGUGUGUUGUGAUGAAAAAUGUAACAGCCACAUGGGAUACCAGCGACGGUCACAAAAACUGUGCAAUCGAAAACUUCAGCACGGAUAUACAGGACAACACUUUGGCCGCCGUGGUCGGACCCGUGGGUGCAGGCAAAUCCAGUUUUCUGAAUGUUUUGCUUGGCGAAACGGACAUCGAUCAGGGUGAGGCUCUGGUGCAUGGCAAGAUCUCCUAUGCCGCCCAAGAGGCGUGGGUAUUUGAGGGUACCAUACGCGACAACAUUGUCUUUGUUGAGGACUACAACGAGCGACGCUAUAAAAAGGUCAUAAAAGUAUGCGCUCUGGAGCGGGAUUUGGAGUUGUUGCCGCGAGGAGACCUGACUGUGGUGGGUGAGCGUGGUGUCAGUCUGAGCGGUGGGCAGAAGGCACGCGUAAAUUUGGCACGUGCUGUUUAUCGAAAAGCGGACAUCUAUCUGCUGGACGACCCUCUCUCAGCUGUGGAUACGCAUGUCGGUAAACAUAUCUUCGAUCGCUGCAUACGCGAAUUCUUGUCGAACAAAAUUCGCAUAUUGGUCACUCAUCAGCUGCAGUAUCUAUUCGAUGUGGAGCAACUGCUCCUAAUGGGAACCGGCAGGAUCGUUGCCCAGGGUAGCUAUCAGCAGUUGCAACGUUCACGCCAGUUCCAGUUCCUAGAGCAAACGCACGACGAGAGCGGCAUCGAUACGCAUAGCGUCAGCAGCCAUUUGUCGCGCAGUGAUUCUGAGAAGAGCAUGGAGCAUCAUCAGCACAAUCAACUGCUGCGACCGGACGAGGAGGUCGAGGAAACUAAUCAGGAGCAACAGGCUGUCGGUGCGGUUGGCUUCAAUGUGUAUGCUUCCUAUUUCAAGGCGCUGGAAAGCACAUUUCUGCUAGGACUCAUUGUUACGCUUUUCAUCAGUGCAAGGACGAUGCUAACGGGCGUCGAUUACUUUUUAUCUCGCUGGGUCAUCUGGGAGGAGAAAAUUGCAGUUAAUGGAAGCAGCAACAGGGAACCCUUAAUGGCGAAUCGCACUACUUUGUCUGGGAAUGGUACAGAAGCCGAAAUUUUCGAACCAUCAGUAAAUGACACGGUACAGUUAUCUGGAAAGGAACUUAACAGCGUUGACGAAGGCAUACGACAGGAGCUGGUUAUUUUCUAUGCUAUUAUACUGAGUGCCACAAUGAUUGUUUAUCUUAUGCGCACGUACGGUUUCUUUAAAAUGUGCCUGCGCAUUUCAUUGCGUUUGCAUGAUCGUCUCUUUCGGGGAAUCACACGCGCCACGAUGUACUUCUUCAACACGAAUUCGUCGGGUCGCAUUCUUAACCGUUUCUCUAAGGAUAUACGUACCGUGGAUACGGAUUUGCCUCAUACUCUGCUGGAUUGCUUAUCGUUUGCUAUUGAUGUUUCCGGUGUGCUGGUAAUCGUAGCGAUCGCCAAUUAUUGGCUUUUGGUGCCUGCUGCGGUGAUUGUACUGCUCUUAGCGAGCAUACGUUAUCUCUAUGUCAGCACAAGUCGCAGUGUCAAGCGUCUGGAGUCCAUAUCUCGCAGCCCAGUCUAUUCGCUGACCAAUCAAACUUUUCAGGGACUUACCACCAUACGCGCCUUAGAAGCACAAGCUGUCUUGGAAAGCGAGUUCCAUGAAUAUCAAAACAAUAACACGUGCGCCUGGUUUCUUUUUCUAUGUUGCACUCGUGCCUUUGCCUUAUGGACUGAUCUGGUGUGCGUGGCCUACAUUAGUGCAGUGACGUUCAGCUUUCUGUUGUUGCCAACCAACUUCAAUAGCGGCGACGUAGGUCUGGCUAUUUUACACUCCACUACUAUGAUUGGCAUGUGCCAGUGGGGCAUGCGUCAGACGGCCGAAUUGGAGAAUCAAAUGACCAGUGUAGAGCGCGUCUUGGAGUACACAGAACAGCCAUCGGAGCCCCCACUUGAGACGGCUGAAAAGCUCAAGUUGAAACCGGAGUGGCCCACCAAAGGACGGAUAGAGUUUGUUAACUUCAAGCUACGAUAUUCGCCCAAAGAGUCCUGCGUGUUGAGGGAUCUAAACUUUACUAUUGAACCCAAGGAAAAAAUUGGCAUCGUUGGUCGUACGGGAGCAGGAAAAUCAUCGAUUAUACAGUCCAUCUUUCGGUUGGCUUGCAACGACGGCAUGAUUCGCAUUGACGAUCUGGAUAUAGAGCACAUAGGUCUACACGAUUUGCGUAGUCGCAUUUCGAUCAUACCGCAAGAUCCAGUGCUCUUCUCAGGCACACUGCGUUACAAUUUGGAUCCGUUGGAUGAGCGCUCCGACGAGGAUAUGUGGAAAGCAUUGGGAGAUGUGGAGCUGCGCUCAUAUGUGUCGACAUUAAUUGGCGGCCUUAAUUGUCGAAUGUAUGAUGGGGGUUCGAAUUUCAGCGUGGGUCAGAGGCAACUGGUUUGUUUGGCACGAGCUAUACUAAGAAAUAACCGGAUCUUGAUUCUGGACGAGGCAACGGCCAAUGUGGACCCAGAAACGGACAAGCUCAUACAGAAAACAAUUCGUUCAAAGUUCGCCAACUGCACCGUAUUGACCAUCGCUCAUCGGCUGCACACUGUUAUGGACAGCGAUCGCGUGCUGGUAAUGGAUGCAGGAGAGGCGCGAGAGUUGGGUCACCCGUAUGAAUUGCUGCAACGGCCAGGUGGCUACUUGCGCCAGUUGGUAGAUCACACAGGCGCAUCCACUUCCAUUGCACUGCAACAGGCAGCCGAGGAAAGUUACCUCAAAAGAAUGCUGAAUAAUGAAACUGGUGCUCAAGACAUGAAUAUCUCAUUGAAUUUACAGGAACAAAAAGAAUAGCCCAUAAUUAAAUGCACAAACAAACACGAAAUAUAACUUCAGAUUAUAGGAGCCUGAGAAAUGAAAGUAUUAGCGCUGAUUGAUGGCGCAACCCGGUGAUGAAUGUACAUAAGACUUGUACUUAAUGUUACUUAACUUUUUCGUUUGUACCACCUAUGUAUGUGUAUAUAUGUAAAUGUUUUCCAUACAUACUGUUUUAGAUCAAAUCGUUUGGAAAAUCUCGUUAUCGUGCUUGAUUAUUAUUUGUUACUUAAGGUCUAAAGCGAAUUUAUGUUAUGUCACACUUGUUAACGAUUACAUCGAAGUUGUGUUCAAUUAUCCCAGAGCUCGAGAGCAAUACACAAGCCAAGUGCACAAAUCCCAAAUAUAUAUGCGAAUAGAAUAUUAGGAUAACAAACAGUGCUAUUUUUUAUAUACACAAUGUUUCUGUGUAGACUAAUUCUUUCGUACUUAUCAUAUGUAUUUACUGCUAGUAAUUAUACAAUCUCAAUAAAGUGCCUGAGCAAUAUUAAACAAA
Scaptodrosophila lebanonensis is the source of this 5068-nucleotide messenger RNA. RefSeq names its product probable multidrug resistance-associated protein lethal(2)03659 (gene rdog). The transcript is spliced from 7 exons. Gene Ontology annotation, cellular component: membrane. Gene Ontology annotation, biological process: transmembrane transport. Bases 403 to 4551 code for a protein of 1382 amino acids. Gene Ontology annotation, molecular function: ABC-type transporter activity; ATP hydrolysis activity; ATP binding. The record is from RefSeq and is a predicted model, not a curated record. Lineage: Eukaryota; Metazoa; Arthropoda; Insecta; Diptera; Drosophilidae.